AUGAAAUCUACGAUGACACCAAAACUUUGACAUGCAGGGCCGGCCAGCUGUUAAUCGUCUUUAGAAACCCUCUAGGAUAGACAUUAGUGUUAUUACCUGAUUCACAACCUGAAGAGAUGUCAGACGGAUCGAUGGAUCGCGAGAUCAAGGUGUUGAUGGUGUGUUUAGGCAGCAUCUGCCGAUCACCGAUGGCAGAAGCUGUCUUCCAAGCUCAAGUCAAACAACGGAACCCCGAAAUUCAGGGAAAGAUCGUCAAGAUCGAUUCAUGUGGGACGGGGGCUUAUCAUGUCGGUGACGAUCCUGACGAGCGGACGGUACAGACGUGUAAGAAGCACAAGGUCCCGAUAAACUCGGUCGCCAGAGCGUUGAGUAAAGAAGACUUUCACGAAUUCACACAUAUCCUCGCUAUGGACCAGAUGAACCUGCGGAAUAUCAACAACGUCCGCCCUGCCAACUCCCAAGCCAUCGUCUCCCUCUUCUCCGCCUUCGACCCCAACUCCAAUUCCACUACCACCAAGAGCAAACCCGUGGAUAUAGUCGACCCUUACUACGGAUCAGGAAUGAGCGGCUUUGAGAGGUGUUACAACCAAUGCGUGGACUACUCGAAUGGGUUCUUGGAUCAGCUUGAGGCGGGGGAAUUGGAGGUCCCUGUGGAUAGGAGGAAGGUCAAGAAGGCGGGACUGUAGAUUUCCAGGGAGUAGAGGUGGAUGGUGGGAAUAUGAGAUGUUACGACCGAACGAGGAAGAGGUUAACUAGCAUAUCACCCGGUACUGGGCGUCCGAAGUCAAGGCGUCCAAGCCGGAGGCGGACAAAGUCGUGUACAGUAGUAUCUCAAGAAAGGCCAGACUGAACUACAGCGAAGCUGAAACGUAACAUCGUAGCACCGGAACAUUCUCCUACGAUCUACGACGGCCGUUCUGUACAGCUUCUUGCCUCAUGUUAGUGUGCGAUAUCAGAUUUGACGCUGGACUCGAUUGACGUUUCACCAC
Molecule: messenger RNA, 989 nt
Organism: Filobasidium floriforme
Lineage: Eukaryota; Fungi; Basidiomycota; Tremellomycetes; Filobasidiales; Filobasidiaceae
Product: phosphotyrosine protein phosphatase I superfamily
Exons: 5
Coding region: 117-686 (189 amino acids)
Biological process (GO): protein dephosphorylation
Molecular function (GO): protein tyrosine phosphatase activity
Source: RefSeq, a predicted model, not a curated record